AUGAUUAAGGCAUAUAUGCUGAGGCAUACCAUCCAGUUGAUAUCAAAAAUGGACCCUAUCAAGUAUCUACUUGAGAAGUUCUUACUCAUUGGGAGGGCUGCCAGAUGGCAAGUACUAUUAACAGAAUAUUACAUUGUCUAUGUUUCACAAAAGGCAAUCAAAGGUAGCGCUCUAGCUGACUACCUAGCAAAUGGACUAACCAAUGAAGAGCCUGCAAUAAAGGAUGAUUUCCUGGAUGAAGAAAUUUUGGCCCUGGGAAAUGAUGAAGAAGAACAAGCUCAGAAAGAGUCCUGGUCCAUGUUCUUUGACAGGGCCUCAAAUCUAAUGGGACAUGGGAUAGGCGCCAGACUGAUGUUGUCCCAAGGAAAACAUAUUCCGUCACAAUGCACCAAUAUCAUGGCCGAAUAUGAAGCUUGCAUAUUGGGUUUACAGGCUACCCUGGACAACAACAUCACCAAACUAUAA
Messenger RNA from Cajanus cajan (pigeon pea), 465 nucleotides. NCBI's taxonomy places the organism in Eukaryota, Viridiplantae, Streptophyta, Magnoliopsida, Fabales, Fabaceae. The record is from RefSeq and is a predicted model, not a curated record.